Messenger RNA from Ictalurus punctatus (channel catfish), 2064 nucleotides. RefSeq names its product cytidine deaminase a (gene cdaa). The transcript has 4 exons. Gene Ontology annotation, cellular component: cytosol. The record is from RefSeq and is a predicted model, not a curated record. Gene Ontology annotation, molecular function: zinc ion binding; cytidine deaminase activity. Bases 1491 to 1913 code for a protein of 140 amino acids. Lineage: Eukaryota; Metazoa; Chordata; Actinopteri; Siluriformes; Ictaluridae.
GUCAUUUAAUAACUAAAUGAUGCUUUCUGUAAACAGAUUAUUGUUGAGCAUUUUUGGAAGGAGUCUCCAGUGUAAAGGCAUUCUAACAAUCAGAGGUAGAACUGUAGCUUUACGUUUUCCACUCCGAGAAAGUCUUCAUUACUGUUUCUUGGUAACAAACUGCAUUUUUUCCACCACUUUUUCUUUCUUUCUUAUUAACUGCCCAGUUAAUAAGUGAGUGAACGUGUGUUUAUAGCUGCUAUAAUGCUAUAAAGGGAUAAUAGGAACUUGUGUUGUGGAUGUUCCACGACAUUAAAAGUAACUACAUGCGUCGUUCUAUAAAACGUACAAAUGUAAUUGGAAAAUAAUCAACUUCAGGAUGGUAAGAGGGGUGAACAUCCAGGCUAUAGUCAGCCAUUAUAUGGAAGCAUAUAUUUCACCGGGUGUCAAACUCAAAUGGAUUUAAGUGAAUUACUGAUCACCAUGUAUAUAUAUAUAUAUAAUAUCUGAGGUAAAAUUCAAUGAUUUACACUUAUUGUAUGAUUGUGGGGUGUUAAAUAUUAAGAUGAAAUAAUCUGAUAGUACAUCAAAAUAAUGGGAUUAUACCCCCAAAAUGAUUAGCUAUUAAGUCAAAAUAACAACAUAUUAUCUGGAAAUAAUAAGUUAUUAAGUUGGAAUGAUGAGAAAUUUAGUUGAAAUAAUGACAUUCAUCAGUUUCUUUACAACUUAAGACACAGUAAUAAUAGAAAAACAACUGUUGGGAGUAUAAACACUUCCCUCAGAUGUGUUGGCAAAUUCAGAUGUGUUUACUCGAACUUCUCAGGGUUCUUCCCUAUUGAAACCCAUCCACAUUGUGCCACAAUUUAUGAACUGCAGUAGACAAUUUUGACUUUGAGUCUAGAAAAUUUGAACACAAACACGUUAAACACUUUUUUUCCUGUACAAUACACCAUAGCAUAAUUUCCACUCUGCGUGCAAUGAUGCAGAGAUGAAUGUGGAUGAUGUGAUGAGUUAAAGCUUGUGAGAACAUAAUGUUCUUCACGGGAAGUACAGCUUCUGUCAGACCUUGUUCGCAAAUGUGAGUGAACUUAUGAUUAUUAACUCAAGUCAGCUAACAAGCUUUUCUUGAGUCUUUCUCUGCCAUGUGUCUAGUUAUUUAUACGGAUUUUGUACUGUAAUUUCUAAUGGCCACUAUUUAACCACCAAUAUUAUUAGGUGUGUAUAACUUAUAAAGGCAUGUUUGACGAGAUGCCAUUAUGUAGUCAAACAUCAAACUGUUUCAACAUCCACAGAGAAAUGUGACAUUGCAAUUCUUGUAAUCAUUACAUUGCUUGCAUGCAUGCAUGCACGCACACACACACACACACACACACGCACACACACACCUACAUACGCCCACACACACACACACAAGUGCAUACAUUCACACACACACAAACACUUUCAGUUGAGCCUGGAGUGUGCUGGAGCAGGAACCCUUGCACUGGAUACUUUCACUGGACGUCAUUAUAAUGGCUCAAAUCAACAGCAGUCCAGAGGUUUUAAUUAUCACAUCUCAUGAAGCGAAAGAAUUUGCCUACUCUCCGUACAGCAAGUUCAGAGUAGGAGCAGCUCUACUCACACACGAUGGAACAGUCUUUACCGGAUGUAAUGUAGAAAACGCUUGCCUCACUCUUGGUAUCUGUGCUGAGAGAGUUGCCAUCUCCAAAGCUGUGUCAGCAGGACAUCGAGAGUUCAAGGCCAUUGCUAUAGCCAGUGACAUGGAGGAUAAUUUUAUCUCACCAUGUGGUGGCUGCAGACAGUUUAUGAGGGAGUUCGGUCUGCAAUGGGAAGUUUAUUUGUCAAAACCAGACGGCUCUUUCAUAAAGAUGACUGUGAAGGACCUCCUUCCUGAGUCAUUUGGUCCUGAAGACUUGCUGAAGAAUAGCCAUUAGAUGAUCUGACCGAACAAAUAUGCUGGCAGUUGAAAAUGUUGACUGUAUAUAGGCUUAUAUAUUAUUAUAUUUAUAAGAUUAAUGCUUGCUGAAAUGUACAGACCUUGAUGUGACCGUUCAGUGGUACUAAAAUAAAGGAAAGAUUAUUUAA